AUCUGUGUGAUACCACAUAUUGUUUCCUUCUAUGGUAGAAACAUACACCCUACUGUACUUAAUAUUGCAAAAGCCAUAACACUGAUUUCCUAUUAAAACUCUCAUGUAAUCAUUUUAAAUCAGUCGUGCCCGGUCCGUGAGAAGGAAACGACCACAGCUUCUCUGUCACAGUGGAAUAUUGCCAGUAUCGAUUCAACUUCCUUCUUUUUCAUACAUGUAUAUUCCAAAGGACCUGUUGGGUAACUGCAGACAUUACUCAGCCAGCAUGACCGGUGUGGAAAUAACUUAUGGGCUCAUUCAAACGACAUGUAUCCACACGGAAGAACAAAAGAACAAGGAAGGUGUACUUCCCAGGGCCACACCUCCUCAUGUGAGCAUGUUGAUAAUGUGAUGUACAGUCCACUGCCAGUCAGUCAUCAUAACCAGCAGCAUCCGUGCACAGAGGUAUGGCCCAAAAAGUGAACAUUGUUUCAAGGGAGGAGUGGGGAGCGGCUGCCCCUAAGCAAAAGGCGAGCCCUUUGAAUGGCCCGGCUCAGAGGGUUUUCAUUCACCACACUGCCCUCCCGAAGUGCACAGGCCUGAAAGAGUGCAAGGAGCGUCUCGUCAGCAUCCAGAGAGGACAUAUGACCGAAAGAUCAUUUGAUGACAUCGGAUAUAACUUUAUCGUCGGAAGAGACGGUACAGUGUUUGAGGGCCGCGGCUGGGGUGUGGUAGGAGCACACACCAAAUACAACAAUGGUGACUCACUAGGGAUCGCCUUCAUGGGGAAUUUCAACAAUGACGUGCCAAGCACAGAGGCACUGUCAUCAGCCAAACGGCUGCUGCAGGAUGGUGUCUCUCAGGGCUUUAUAAGCCCAGAGUUUGCCCUGCUCGGACACAGAGAUAAGGGGCAGACUGAUUGUCCAGGUGCAAAACUCUAUGCUGCACUUCCCCAACUGAAGGGCUCCAAAUAAAUAUCACUGCAGAUUAGGACAGGGUUUUUUUGUGGGAAAUUCUUUCCAUAUCUUAAAUCACUGUAUUCUUUUGUUGCUAUCUUGGGUAUCUUUUUAACUAAGGGGAGGUUUGUGACAGGUCCUGCAUGUUUCACAGCCUGUCAGAUAUUUCAUUUACAGCAGAGGGAGCCACUGUGUUGGAUGCAUCCAGUCAGCAUGAGUUGCAUGAAAUGCUUUUAAAAAAACAAAUGCGAUUGCAUUUCAUUUGACAUGCUGCCAGACUGUCAUUGUUACGGCAGGUUAAUCAUGCUGCUUUUCAGUUGAUUAGUCUAAGUGCAACAUGAAUAUAGCAGACUAUACAGUUUACUGCUUUGUGCUUCGCUUGAUAUCAGUAAUAAGCUGUGUUGUGAUAAAUGUUCACAUGAAACUUGUUUUAAUGUAUUGUUUCAGGUCUUUUGGAAAUAAAAAAUAAUAAUUUAUU
Messenger RNA from Acanthopagrus latus (yellowfin seabream), 1413 nucleotides. RefSeq names its product peptidoglycan recognition protein 5 (gene pglyrp5). Gene Ontology annotation, molecular function: zinc ion binding; N-acetylmuramoyl-L-alanine amidase activity; peptidoglycan binding. Gene Ontology annotation, biological process: peptidoglycan catabolic process; innate immune response. The transcript is spliced from 4 exons. Lineage: Eukaryota; Metazoa; Chordata; Actinopteri; Spariformes; Sparidae. The record is from RefSeq and is a predicted model, not a curated record. The coding region runs from base 447 to 953 and encodes 168 amino acids.